Messenger RNA from Ciona intestinalis (vase tunicate), 1648 nucleotides. The record is from RefSeq and is a predicted model, not a curated record. Lineage: Eukaryota; Metazoa; Chordata; Ascidiacea; Phlebobranchia; Cionidae.
AAAUCAUCUGAUAAGAAACAUCGAGUUAAAGAUCAACAGUGGUUCGAGUUGUGGACCAACAGUCCGGCUGAGCGGCAGGACGCUAAUUAGUUUCUCGAAGAAGACACAGCAACUGCAAACCCGAAGGGCUGAGAAUUUAUUUUAGACAAACAAUGAGUGACCACUCGGAAAAAAGAACAAGUAUAUAUUACGCACAAAGUCACAACUUGAAUGAUCCGCAAUCACAUAGAUAUAUUGAGAACAAUUGACAAUUUAUAAGAAGCAUCAUGACUGGUCAAAUUCAAAGUUUUCAAAAAGUUUAAAAUUUGUUUCUGCUUAAAAUCUCAAAGUUGAAGAUGCUCAGUGUCAAGUCAAUCGUUCUCUUUGUUACUUUAGUAGCAACUUGUACUGCCCAAAUCACGAACUAUUUGAACCCUGACGUGUUUCGAACAAUCGGUGAGCAGCAACUUCAAGCGCCCCCUUUACACCACCACUUCAACCUUUCGUUUAACUUAAACACUUACGAGAACACAAUUCAUGAGGUGCUUCCAAAAAACUCGUCCUACCAAGUCCGUUCACCAAGCGCCGCUACCAAUGGUGUCAUCACGCUUACUAUUCCCCUGCAUCACGUAUCCAUGCGUGGCAUGUACUUCACCACACUCAGCUUGACACACGGAGACCAGACCACAGUACUCCAAAAUAACACUGGCAGCUUCAGAUUAAUGAUGAGCGAACUGGAUUUUCGAUUUAGGAUUAAUUUUUUCUUUUCACUAAACGGGAUAGUCCUCGAGACGAACGACUGUUUAACCAACAUAGGCGACGUCGACUUCACUCUCACGGAAUUGGAUGGCCGACCAAAACCAAUUGAAUUGACCGCCAUUAAACACUUAAUGGAGAUGGAAGUGAAGGGACAAUACGGAAGCAUGUUCUGCUCCACACUAAGCGCUAUUACUUCCCGAGCGGUUCCUUCACCACUUUAUGACGCGAUCGGAAACAGGAUAGUGGGAGCGUUGGAGAUGAAUUACCAGUAAGUAUAAGGAAAUCUGGUUAAGAAAUCAACCAGAUGAACUUUUGCAAUUUGGAUGGAAGAUGUCGUUAAUAUUAGACGUGCACCAAAAUGUCUGAUAUCCUUUAUCAAGCUUAUACAUUUUAAAACUUUGUACGGCUGGUUUAUUCGCCAUACUUUAUCAAGACGUGCACCAAAAUGUCUAAUACCUUUUAUUAGGCUUAUACAUUUUAAAACUUUGUACGUCUAGUCAUUUGCCAUGCUUUAUCAAGACGUGCGCCAAAAUGUCUAAUACCUUUUAUCAAGCUUAUACAUUUAAAACGUUUGUACGUCUGGUUCAUUCGCCAUGCUUUAUCAAGACGUGCACCAAAAUGUCUGACAUCUAGCCUAUUCAUUUUAAACCUUUUGUACGUACAGUCGAGGUCAUGUGCCAUACUUUAUCAAUGAUGUUGUACAUUAACACGGUAUUCUGUCACUUGUUAACUGCCAUAGAUAUGACUUGUAGUCCAGAACUUCUGUAAUGCGUAUCUAACACGUUGUUAACACUAACAUCAGGUUUCAUCCCAUUUUUGUUUGCUCGAAUUCAUGUUUUGUAUGUUCGAUGUAUUUAAUGUAUAUGGUCGUUAUGAAGUAAAAGAUCUAUUCAUAUUUCAUGCGUUUAAA